This is a messenger RNA of Saprolegnia diclina VS20, 3588 nucleotides long. RefSeq names its product isoleucyl-tRNA synthetase. Bases 22 to 3540 code for a protein of 1172 amino acids. Lineage: Eukaryota; Oomycota; Saprolegniomycetes; Saprolegniales; Saprolegniaceae. Gene Ontology annotation, biological process: isoleucyl-tRNA aminoacylation. Gene Ontology annotation, molecular function: ATP binding; aminoacyl-tRNA deacylase activity; tRNA binding. The record is from RefSeq and is a predicted model, not a curated record. The transcript has 2 exons.
UGGUGUCUGAAGAGCAUCAAAAUGACGAAGCCGUCGCCCCACGCGGACGUACGCCUGCCCGAGCGCCUCAGCUUCCCGGACCAAGAGCUUGCGACGCUUGAGCUCUGGAAGGAGCUCGACGCGUUCAUGACGUCGCUUCGACUCUCGAAGGAUCGCAAGCCGUUCACGUUCUACGAUGGGCCGCCGUUCGCGACGGGGUUGCCGCACCACGGCCACAUUUUGGCUGGUACGAUCAAGGACAUUGUGACGCGCUUUGCGCACCAGACGGGUCACUACGUCGAGCGCCGCUUCGGCUGGGAUUGCCACGGCCUCCCGAUCGAGUACGAGAUCAACAAGAAGCUCAACGUGCACACGAAGGAAGAUGUGCUCGCGAUGGGCAUCGCUGCGUACAACAACGAGUGCCGCGGCAUUGUCCAGCGCUACACGAAGGAGUGGGAGUCGACGGUGACUCGCCUCGGUCGCUGGAUCGACUGCAAAAACGACUACAAGACGAUGGAACCGUGGUUCAUGGAGUCGGUUUGGAACGUCUUCCAGACCAUGUUCAACAAGGACCUGGUCUACCGUGGCUUCAAGAUCCUUCCGUACUCGACGGCGUGCAACACGUCGCUCUCCAACUUUGAGGCCAACUCGGACUAUCGUGACACGCCCGACCCGAGCGUCGUCAUCAACUUUCCGCUUGUCACGGACGCCAACACGUAUCUCCUUAUCUGGACGACGACGCCGUGGACGCUUCCGUCCAACUUGGCUGUCUGCGUCAACCCGGAACUCGACUACGUCAAGGUCAAGGACCUCAAGUCUGGCAAGUUCUACAUCGUUGCCGAAUCGCGCCUUGUGCAGGUGUACCCGAAGCUCGAGAAGAAGGGCUAUGUCGCGGGCUCCGAGUUCGAGAAGGUUGAGAGCCUCAAGGGUGCGGCGCUCGUGGGCUUGGCGUACGUGCCACUCUUCGACACAUUUGCAUCGUGGCCGAACGCCUUCCACGUCAUCGGUGACAGCUACGUCUCGUCUGACAACGGCACGGGUCUCGUCCAUCAGUCGCCGACCUACGGUGAGGAGGAUUACCGCGUCUGCCUGGCCAAUGGCAUCGUCGACAAGAUCACGCUUCCGGACCCGCUCGAUGACAACGGCAAGUUUACGAGCCAGGUGCCGCUCGUGGCGGGCCUCCACGUCAAAGAGGCGGACGACGUGCUGUUGAAGGACCUCAAGGACCGCGGCCGUCUCGUGUCCAAGUCGACGUUUGUGCAUAGCUACCCGUUCUGCUACCGCAGUGGCACGCCACUCAUCUACCGUGCCGUGCCGGGCUGGUUCAUCAACGUCGAGAAGAUCAAGGACAAGAUCAUCGCCAACAACCAAAAGACGUACUGGGUGCCGGCCUUUGUGAAGGAGAAGCGCUUUCAUAACUGGCUCGUGGACGGCAAGGACUGGAACGUGUCGCGCAACCGGUUCUGGGGCACACCACUUCCGCUCUGGGUCUCGGACGACUUUGAGGAGGUUGUCUGCAUCGGCUCCAUCGAGGAGCUCAAGCAAAAGUCGGGCGUCCAAGACAUCACGGACCUCCACCGCGAGUUCAUUGACGAGAUCACGAUCCCGUCGUCGAUGGGCAAGGGCGUUCUUCGCCGUGUCACGGAGGUCUUUGACUGCUGGUUCGAGUCGGGCUCAAUGCCGUACGCGCAGCAACAUUACCCGUUUGAGAACAAGGAGAAGUUCAUGAAGGGCUUCCCGGCGGACUUUAUCGCCGAAGGCCUCGACCAGACGCGUGGCUGGUUCUACACGCUCAUGGUCAUUGGUACGGCGCUAUUUGACCAGCCGCCGUUCAAGAACCUCAUCGUCAACGGCCUCGUUCUCGCGGAAGAUGGCCGUAAGAUGUCCAAGUCCCUUCGCAACUACCCGGACCCGAACGACAUCUUGUCGAAGUACGGCGCCGACGCUCUUCGUCUCUACUUGAUCAACUCGCCGGUGGUGCGUGCCGAACCCCUUCGCUUCCAGGAGGCCGGUGUCAUGGGCAUCAUCCGUGAUGUCUUCCUUCCGUGGUACAACGCUGCUCGUUUCUUCGUGCAGCAAGUGGCGCGCCUCGAGGAAGCCUCGGGCGAGACAUUCGUGCCGACGUCGCUCGCGGACGACAGCGUCGUCUUGAGUAACACGAUGGACGCUUGGAUCGUCGCGGCGCUGCAUUCGCUCGUGCAGUUUGUCAAGACCGAGAUGGCAGCGUACCGCCUGUACACGGUCGUGCCGCGCCUCAUCGAGUUUGUCGACCAGCUCACCAAGUGGCACGUGCGCCUCAACCGCAACCGCCUCAAGGGUGCGGAAGGCCAUGAGGCCGCGCAUAUUGCGCUUUCCGCGCUCUUCGACGUGCUCUACACGCUCUGCAAGCUCAUGGCGCCUUUCACGCCCUUCUUCACGGAGUACAUGUACCAGUUCCUCAAGCUCUACCACCCGGUUGCGCACAUGGCCAAGACGACGACGACUCCCGUCGAGGACGCGGACGGUGUUGCCAAGAGCGUGCAUUACCUCAUGAUCCCGGACUUUGACCCGAAGCGCCUCAACGCAGAAGCCGAGGCGCGCAUGGCUAAGCUCCAGCAGGUCAUCGAGAUGGGUCGCGUUGUACGCGAGCGUCGCGCCAUCUCGCUCAAGAACCCAGUCAAGAGCGUGAUCGUUGUCACGUCGGACGCGUCGGUCCGCACCUCGCUCGAGUCGGUCAAGUCGUACAUCCACGACGAGCUCAACAUGCGCGAUCUCGUCUUUGCCGCCGAUGAGAAGGAGUGGUGCAGUCUCAAGGUUGAGGUCAACAACAAGGUGGUCGGGAAGCGCCUCGGGAAGCAGCUCGGUGCCGUCAAGAAGAUCGUCGAGGCGCUCUCGCACGACGAUGCCCUCUCGUACCAGCGCACGCAGCGGAUCACGCUCACCAACGGUGUCGAGCUCUCGGGCGAUGACCUCUUUGUCAAGCGCGAAUUCAAGGGCGACAAGAAGAUCUACGAGGCCGAUGUCUCGGUUGAUGGCGCGCUCAUGGUCGUCAUCGAUGUGCGUGAGGACGACCUUCUCAAGUCGCAGGGCGUCGCUCGCGAGUUUGUGAACCGCGUUCAGAAGAUGCGCAAGAAGGCUGGUCUUGUCGUCGCUGAUAAGAUUCACGUGUACUUCAAGGAGUCGGCGGCUUCGACUGUCAUCACGAAGGCCAUUGAGACAUUCGUCGGCUCGGUCGCAGGCACGCUCGGCACGACGCCGGCCCCUGGGGCGCUGCAGCCGUCCGAGGCUGUCGUGAUUGUCUCGGAGGUCUGCGAGUUUGCCAACUCGAGCGUUGAAAUUGUCGUUGUUCGCCCUGCCGUGCUCUUUGCGACGCCGGACGCCACCAGCUCGGCCCAGGUCUUUGUCGCCACGAUGGACUAUGCCAAGGCGCGGGAUGCACUCGUGGGCGCUGGCCACUUGAACGUUGCUGUUCCCGCGCCGGCGACGCUCACGUUGAACAAAGACGUCUUCUUGGACGCCAAGGACAAGGUUGCGUACACGGAAAGUCUUCGCGCGUCCCUCGGCUGGAUGCUCACCAAGUAGACGCAUUCAUACUUGCAUACAUAACGACAAAAAUUGUGUGAAAUCCUA